GCUAGGUUGAUAUAAAUCGAUGUGAAGAGGGCUGGGUUUGGCCACUUUUCCUUGCAACGCAGGCUCGGUCGGUUUUAGCGACAGUCUAGGCCCAAGUCCUAUCCUCUUUCUGGUCACUGGAAAACUCUUUCCCGGAGAGGAAGAAUGAUGGGUCAAGCUCAAAGCCAGGUCUCCGCAGAUCAAACUCAGAGCCAGUAUUCAUCGUUAGUCGCACCACAUAAUUAUCAGCAACCUACUCCUAUAGGAUCUCUUAUUGCAGAAGCAGCAGCAUAUGGCAGUGAUGGCAGUGAUGAGACUGAGUCUCUUGAUGCAAAAGCUCGAAAAGCAUUAGAAUGCCCAUGCAUAGCUGACUUGCGUAACAGCCCAUGUGGGCUUCAGUUUUCAGAUGCGUUUCUUUGUUUUCUCAAAAGUACUGCCGAGGAAAAGGGUUCAGACUGCGUGCAUCCUUUUGUGGCUUUGCAGAAUUGUAUGAAAGCUAACCCCGAUGCAUUUUCCAAGGACGUUUUAGAAGAGGAAGUGAAGAAAGGUGAAGAGCCAGCCCAAGAAUACAAAAUUAUCCCGCCUCUGUGGUCACGGGAAUCUCCAAGCCCAAAUUCCAAGCUUUAAAAGACAUAAUGAGAAAUUCUGAUUCCAACUUUCAAUCUGUUGAUGACUCUACAUAUUGAAUGAAGAUUCAUAGAUGUGAAAAAGUUCAAGAAGAUGGUUUAUUUUUGUAGUUUAGAAUUUGGAUUCUGAAACACAAUCUGAAGGGAACUGAGAAAGAGCAUUGUACUUGUUUUUAUAAUUUUGGAUUCUUAUCUGGGAAUGGUAAGCUGGAACCUGAUGCUGUUUUUGAGGUUAUGUGAAGAAGGUUUUGUUGUGGGAAGGAUUGGGGAAAAACAUACAUGGACCCUGUUUAUUAUUCCUAACUUAUUUCCAUUUUCUUGUUAUUUCAGAAAUAGAUAGAAAUGGAACUUAAAGUGCUUUUGGUCA
Molecule: messenger RNA, 972 nt
Organism: Jatropha curcas
Lineage: Eukaryota; Viridiplantae; Streptophyta; Magnoliopsida; Malpighiales; Euphorbiaceae
Gene: MIA40
Product: Cox19-like CHCH family protein
Biological process (GO): protein import into mitochondrial intermembrane space
Cellular component (GO): mitochondrial intermembrane space
Molecular function (GO): protein-disulfide reductase activity
Source: RefSeq, a predicted model, not a curated record